This is a messenger RNA of Lactuca saligna, 890 nucleotides long. NCBI's taxonomy places the organism in Eukaryota, Viridiplantae, Streptophyta, Magnoliopsida, Asterales, Asteraceae. The record is from the annotation of a GenBank genome assembly.
GACACAAUGAAGCACAUUAGAUGUCUACAAGAUUAUGAGUAUUUAUUGAGUGUCUAUAGAUGCCCACUUUUCCAUCUUCUGUUGCAUGCUCGUAGCAAUGUCUAUGGUGGAAGUGAGAGUUCCAAACUUGGACUGCCAUGGCUGUGCUUCCAAGCUGAAGAGGGCUCUCUUCAAGCUCAAAGGAGUGGAAGAGAUAGAAAUAGAAAUGGAGAUGCAGAAGGUCGUGGUGAAAGGCUACGGCUUGGAAGAAAGAAAGGUGUUGAAAGCCAUCAAACGAACAGGGAAAGCAGCCGAACCAUGGCCAUAUCCGGGUUACUCCUCCCAUUUCGCUUCUUUUUACAAGUACCCGACCCAAAUCGCAAAUCAAUACUAUUACAACAGGAAUGAAGCUGCCGGACACAAUCUGCACACCUUCUUUCACACCCCUUCGGUUUAUUCCGUCGCUGUUGCCUCCGAUGAAGCUGUUGCCUCACUUUUUAGUGACGACAAUCCUCACGCAUGCACCAUCAUGUGAAAGGGCGCAUUUGAUUGUAUGUUAGUUAAUUAAUCUAGUUUUGAAGUUGAUUAUUUUUGUAACUUAAGUUGAGAUAAAUUAAGUUGAUACAUUUUGAUUGAUUGGUUGUUGUACGUCUUUACCAAAAGGGUUUAUGUUUAUGCUUGGAGUAAAUGAAAAUGAACGAGCUACUCAUACUCCCAGGUCCUAUUGAAAGAGAACUUGCAUAAGAUGGUAUAAUGGUGUCAGACUCGCUCCCUGUAGAAAAGCUUUAUGUUAUGUAUUUAUCGUCUACCGUUUGGUGUAAGUAGUAAAGUAGAUCCGUAUUGCAUUAAACUCUUGACACCUUAGAUUGUCAUUCUAUUAUUUGCUUUCUAUUAAACUCUUUAAACUUGGG